Messenger RNA from Salvia miltiorrhiza (redroot sage), 1808 nucleotides. RefSeq names its product protein DETOXIFICATION 16-like. The record is from RefSeq and is a predicted model, not a curated record. The coding region runs from base 129 to 1586 and encodes 485 amino acids. Gene Ontology annotation, molecular function: antiporter activity; xenobiotic transmembrane transporter activity. Lineage: Eukaryota; Viridiplantae; Streptophyta; Magnoliopsida; Lamiales; Lamiaceae. The transcript has 7 exons. Gene Ontology annotation, cellular component: membrane. Gene Ontology annotation, biological process: xenobiotic detoxification by transmembrane export across the plasma membrane.
CUAGUGAGCAACUUUAGUAUAAAGAGUGAUAUGUUGAUUUUAUUGCUUGCCCACUACACUAAAGAGUGUCAAACCGAGGUAGUGGAGAGGAAGAAACUGAGAGAGAGAGAGAAAAAAAAAUAAAAACAAUGGCGUCUCUAGUCGAAAAAUCCGAUCUUGUAACGCCGUUGGUUGUAAAGGAAUACAAUGCGGAAUCGAAAGCAAAAUUCACAAAUGAUGAAAUCGUAGCAGAAGCCAAGUUACAAUUGUUCCUGGCAGGUCCGAUGAUGUUCGUGAACGUAUUGUUGUCACUGAUACAAACGAUUUCAGUGAUGUUCGUUGGGCACGUGAGCGAGCUGGCCCUCUCCGGCGCAUCCAUGGCCACCUCCUUCGCGUCCGUGACGGGCUUCAGUCUGCUGGUUGGAAUGGCGUGCGCCUUGGACACCUACUGCGGCCAAUCAUACGGCGCGAAGCAGUACCACAUGCUGGGAAUCCACAUGCAGCGCGCCAUGUUCGUGCUGCUGCUGGUGAGCGUGCCGCUGGCAUGCAUCUGGGCGACGGCCGGCGACAUUCUCCGGCUGCUGGGGCAGGAUCCGGCGAUCGCGGCGGAAGCCGGCGUCUACGCCCGUUACAUGAUCCCUUCCAUCUUCCCCUUCGCGCUGCUGCAGUGCCAGUUCAGAUUCCUUCAGACGCAGAACAAUGUGGUGCCGAUGAUGCUGACCUCCGGCAUCACCACGCUCUGCCACGUCCCCAUAUGCUGGCUCUUGAUCAACAAAAUGGGCCUCGGUAGCAAAGGCGCCGCCCUCGCUAACGGCGUCUCCUAUUGGACCAAUGACGUCUUCUUGAUCCUCUACAUCACCAUGGCCCCAGCUUGCAGGGACACCUGGAAGGGUUUUUCCAAAGAGGCGCUGCACAAUCUCUCCAAGUUCAUCUGGCUCGCCAUUCCUUCAGCUAUUAUGGUGUGCUUGGAGAUAUGGUCCUAUGAGAUCAUGGUUAUUGUUUCUGGUCUUCUGCCGAAUCCCACCUUGGAAACAUCGGUUCUCUCCAUCAGCCUCAACACAAACGGCAUGAUUUACAUGAUACCCCUUGGACUUGGCAGUGCAAUAAGCGUCCGUGUGGCCAACGAGUUAGGCGCAGGGCGGCCUAAAGCAGCUCGCCUAGCGGUGCGCAUGGCCACGUUGAUGGUGGCGGUGGAGAGCGUGGUGGCGGUGGUGGUCAUAAUCUUGGGGCGCAAUGUUUGGGGCUACUGCUUCAGUAGUGAGCCAGAUGUGAUCUCUUAUGUUUCCGAUAUGAUGAUACUCAUCGCCAUCGCCAACUUGGCAGAGGGAGUUCUCUCUGUUCUCAGUGGAAUUGCAAGAGGAUGUGGUUGGCAGAAGAUCGGGGCCGUGGUGAACCUGGCGUCCUUCUAUUUGAUCGGCAUCCCCCUCGGAGUCGUGCUGGCAUUUGUGCUGCACCUCGGUGGAAAGGGACUAUGGACUGGAAUCAUAGCUGCAGUUUUCGCACAGACGUUUUUCCUGUCCAUCAUAGCUCUCCGGACCAAUUGGGAGGCAGAGGCAAGGAAGGCUUGUGCUAGAGUUUUCGACUCGUCCAUUCCAGUUGUGGCGUAGGGAGAAAACACGAUGAGAUGUCAUGAAUCUGUGUGUGAAAAGUUAAGGGAUGCAUGAGUGAAUCCAGCUUAUAGCUAUGUGCUCGUGCUGGACCGAAUUAGACAUAUCUCUAUCAAGAGAUGAUCAUCUCUUAGUUCUUGCAUUACCAUAUGCCAUUGUGUUUGUGUAUACAUGGUUUUCAAUGAUUUUCUUCAUUUUAUACCACUCCAAAGUUGCACUCAA